Molecule: messenger RNA, 285 nt
Organism: Dentiscutata erythropus
Lineage: Eukaryota; Fungi; Glomeromycota; Glomeromycetes; Diversisporales; Gigasporaceae
Source: the annotation of a GenBank genome assembly
GAUCGUGUAUAUGCCAAAUCAGCGAAUGUUCCUUUAGUCUACGAACUGGGAUUAGAGCUCUUUAGAGAUACUAUAGUUCGAUCCACAAUAUAUCUCAUUCAGAAUCAUCUUUUAGACAUUCUUUUGAAUCAAAUCCUUCUUGAACGUGAAAACGAGAUCAUUGAUCGACGAUUUUUGGAGACUAGUGCUGAAUAUUAUCAAGUUGAGGGUCAAAUGCUCGUAGGAGAAUGUGAUGCACCAGAAUAUAUGAAAAAAAUUGAAAAACGUCUUAAUGAAGAAGAAUAA